AUGUCACAGGCAGUCGCUGCCGACGUCAUGGAAGACAAGGUGGGACCCGCGGAACUGAAGCCAGACGGGGAUCCGUCAAUCAAGCUGAACCCCAACGCUGUCAGUCUAAGACAAUUUGUCGACUACGCCGCCAGUUUGGCUAGGUCACACAAUUCUUCUUUAACCUGCCAGCUCCUCCCUCUUCGACGCACGGAGACUGAAAAGCAUACGUUGGAAGUCCUGACCUCCCUCCUCUCCGCCAACAACGCCUUUGGCAUCUACUCAGCCUCUCCAUUUUUACGACCCAUCACCCUCCUGCGGCCUGUACAGUUCGCCUUCCCAUCCAAAGUCGUCUCGCAAUAUCCCGAUCCUGAGAACAUGGUCCGUAGGCUGCGAGAUCUGGCAGAUCAGAAGGUAACUAGCCUCCCCCUACUGGCUAUCCUCUCGGGUACCAAGCUGAAUGCCGCCUCUCUGGGUUUCUGCACGGACUACCUGACCUACAGUUUCACGCUCAAGCUCGACAUCAACAUAAUGUGUCUUCUGUUGGACCAGUCACGACAAGCAAAUAGCUGCACUGACAACUACCGUCUCAUUCUUCGGCUGGCCUGGGCCACGACCGGAUUUUACAUGCCAGGUGACAAGUCCAAUCCAUCUCGCGUUCUGGCCUCGGAAGUGCUACCACGCUGUCUCUCCGUCCGCGUUGAUCGUCGCAAUGUCACCCUUCCCGAUCCUACCUUUCAUGAGGGCCAGGCGCAGAAUUUCGGUCGUCGUCUCCGUUUCGCAAUCGACAUCACAGACAAGAUUUGCGUUCAAUCAAACAUACCGGCCCGCUGUCAGGAUAUUGAGAUUGACUUAACAUGGUUGCACGCGCCUCUGCAGGAUCACGCGCUACCUCUGCUUGAAAUGGUGGGCUCCGGAUCCUGCACUCCCAUCCUAAAUUACUUGCUCAACCUUCCCCUUAUUCAAGUCACUCUGGACCGUGUCCAGCCCAUACCGGAGUUUGUCCGCAUGUUUUCGUCGGCAGUUGCUGGGACGCCAGUCGCAGACCCCCCUCUUGGUUGCGAGCCUCCUCAAUUACCGUCUGAGACAGUGGAAGCUCUUAUCGGAGUUUACGACUUUUGCAGGUCUGCUGAUCGCGCAAUGGUGAAGUCCAAACUGACUUCGGAGGAUGAUUUGCAGUCCGAUGGAUGGAUUCCUGUUUCCUUACUCUGUCCCCUCGCUCUUACGCGUAUCGAAAUCCCUGUGCGCUCAGUGAAGUGUGACCAUCUGCAGUGCUUUGACCUGUCCUCCUAUCUAACAAUUAACAAGAAACGUCCUCGGUGGUCCUGUCCAGUCUGCAGUUCGCCCGCCCCAUUCCGCGAUCUGCGACGCGAUGACUUCUUCGUCCAAUUGAUUGCUGAUCAGAGUCUUAAGGAUGCCGAAAUGCUCCAGGUAGAUGUCAAUGGCCAGUGGCGAGAUGUCUCGAAAUCCAUCGAAAGUGAUUCCUCUGCUAUCAUAUCCGUCAAGGAUUCGAUGUUAGUAAUUUCUUCUGACAACCCGGGAAUUGCUGCCUUUCCGUCACUACUGAAUGGGACCUCUACGAUGACGCCUUGCAUGUUGGAGUCAAAUUACUCACCCAGACCUGUAACACCAAUGGAAAGGGAUACUUCUCACUUCACUGCUUGUAUCCGUCCCCUUGACGACAGUGACGUGAACGUUCGGGAGCGUAGCGCAACGCAACCGGAGCAAACCACUGUUGCCCAUCGGUAA
This is a messenger RNA of Dibothriocephalus latus, 1728 nucleotides long. The record is from the annotation of a GenBank genome assembly. NCBI's taxonomy places the organism in Eukaryota, Metazoa, Platyhelminthes, Cestoda, Diphyllobothriidea, Diphyllobothriidae.